This is a messenger RNA of Carica papaya (papaya), 814 nucleotides long. RefSeq lists its product as uncharacterized. NCBI's taxonomy places the organism in Eukaryota, Viridiplantae, Streptophyta, Magnoliopsida, Brassicales, Caricaceae. The record is from RefSeq and is a predicted model, not a curated record.
AGGAACUCCUCUCUCUCUCUCUCUCUCUCUGAAUAUAUUGAUGGCCGAUCAAAGCACAAACUCGUCUAUCAUGGAGUCCAAGCCACCACAUCCUCUGCACCAAAUUGCAGAAACCCCAACGCACAAGUUACUCCUCAAGCAAUGGUUGAAAGAAGAAGAGCUAAUCCUCAACCGAAUCGCUCUUAAAGAAACCCAAAUCGACUCGGUACGCAAGGAAAUCACACACCUCUACAUAUUUUUCUUUCUCUUCCACUCCAUUUCCUUGCUUCUCCUCUUCAACGCCUCCUCAAGAGAUCCGCGGGGUGGAGCCUGCCACAGAUCGUGGGUCCCAUCGGUCUGUUCGGUCCUCUGUUCUCUGGGGAUAAUCUGGGCCGUCCGGUACAAAUCGGAGGUGGAGAAUCACUUGCAAAAGUUGCUGGAUCGGGAGAAAGAGGACGCGAAUCUGUUGGGGAAGUGCGUGGAGGAGUUGAAGAAGAAGGGUUUGGAGUUUGAUUUGAUGAAGGAGGUUGAUGCGUUGAGGAGAGCGAAGAGUCUGCGAGGGGAAAUUAAGGCGGUGAAGAAAUGGAGUGCGAGGGAUUACGUCACUUUCUUCUUCUUCAGUGUGUCUUGUCUGGUUCUUGGAUUGACAAGGGUGAUUCUCUGUAACUAGGUAAAAAAAUAUCUGGUCCGAUCCAGUCAUGAGAGGCGAUUAGGUAAAGUUUGUAUCUCGAGUUUGCAAAACGUUUCGGAUUCUUGAGGGUGCAGAAUACUCUGUUCUGCUUUUGAUAAUUAUUUAUUGGUGAUACAGAUGGAACAAUAUUUUCAUGGAGUAAUU